Molecule: messenger RNA, 2839 nt
Organism: Pseudophryne corroboree (corroboree frog)
Lineage: Eukaryota; Metazoa; Chordata; Amphibia; Anura; Myobatrachidae
Gene: LIMS1
Product: LIM zinc finger domain containing 1
Exons: 10
Coding region: 48-1217 (389 amino acids)
Biological process (GO): cell-cell adhesion; cell-cell junction organization; positive regulation of integrin-mediated signaling pathway
Cellular component (GO): cytoplasm; cell-cell junction; focal adhesion
Source: RefSeq, a predicted model, not a curated record
UUUGUUUUGGGGGGGGGGGGAUUUCUGAAAAUCUACAAGAAAAUAAAAUGAUGGAAAUUCAGUCAAGGAUCCACCCUGAUAUUCCAGAAAAUGGAGAACUACCUCCCAUGGAGGACACCCGCAAUUUUGUGCCUGAUGAAAGUGGGGGAGAGGAUGAAAAGCCAGUAUCAAACUUACAGAGACGACGCAGUGAUGUCAAAGUGUACAAAGAAAUCUGUGACUUCUAUGCCCGGUUCAACAUGGCGAAUGCUCUGGCAAAUGCAAUGUGCGAGCGCUGUCGAUCUGGCUUCGCCCCAGCUGAAAAGAUAGUGAACAGUAAUGGAGAGCUGUACCACGAGCAGUGUUUUGUGUGUGCUCAGUGCUUCCAGCAGUUUCCAGAGGGACUAUUCUAUGAGUUUGAGGGGAGGAAGUACUGUGAACAUGAUUUCCAAAUGCUCUUCGCCCCUUGCUGCCAUCAGUGUGGCGAGUUCAUCAUUGGCCGUGUUAUCAAGGCAAUGAAUAAUAGCUGGCACCCUGAAUGCUUUCGCUGUGAUAUCUGUCAGAAUGUCCUGGCAGACAUUGGUUUUGUGAAGAACGCAGGGAGACACCUGUGUCGUCCUUGUCACAAUCGAGAAAAAGCCAGAGGACUGGGAAAGUACAUUUGCCAAAAGUGUCAUGCCAUUAUUGAUGAGCAACCUCUGAUAUUUAAGAAUGAUCCUUACCACCCCGAUCACUUCAACUGUGCCAACUGCGGAAAAGAGCUCACAGCUGAUGCCCGUGAGCUGAAAGGAGAGCUGUACUGCUUACCCUGCCAUGAUAAAAUGGGGGUUCCUAUCUGUGGAGCCUGCAGGAGGCCAAUUGAAGGUCGUGUGGUUAACGCUAUGGGAAAGCAAUGGCAUGUGGAGCAUUUUGUUUGUGCUAAAUGUGAGAAGCCUUUCCUUGGCCAUCGCCACUAUGAGAGAAAAGGACUGGCUUACUGCGAGACUCAUUAUAACCAGCUCUUUGGAGAUGUUUGCUUUCACUGCAACCGUGUCAUUGAAGGUGAUGUUGUGUCUGCCCUGAACAAGGCCUGGUGUGUGAACUGCUUUGCAUGUUCUACCUGCAACACAAAGUUAACUCUCAAGAACAAGUUUGUUGAAUUUGACAUGAAGCCGGUCUGUAAGAAGUGCUAUGAGAAGUUCCCUCUGGAGUUAAAGAAAAGGCUCAAGAAGCUCUCGGAAACCCUAGCAAGAAAAUAAGCAUUUGCUCUCUGUGCGGAAAACGGAGUUGGCAGCGAGCAGCGUACGAUGUGCUAAUCUACAGAGAAUACAUCCUACUUGACUUUGUUCUGUUCACUGAGGCUGUUCCCCGCACUAACCUUCACUGCAACAUAUUUAUCUGCAUGAAAACUGCAUUAAACUACCAUGCACAGGCUAUUUAUCUUUCACCUUGCCUUCUGAAAAGCAUACUGCUUUGUUGCUUUUGUGGUACUUGCCUUACUUUGCCCCACAGCUAACAUUUCACAGCAGAUGGAACAAAAGAAAAUAUUCCAUUCUGUAUUUCUUAUAGUCUGGAAGUCUGACGUGCGGUUUAAUUUUCCUGUGUGUAGAACAGCAUUACUCAUUUAUAACACUGCAUAUCUCUGUUCUUCAUGGAGCUGACUGGGAACAGAACAGUAUGUUACUGUGGAGAACAGAGUAACAAAAAUAAGUUCUGUUCACACUCGAGGGCUAGCAUUUGCCAAAGUCACUAGAAACCACGUCACUUUGCCUGAAGAAAGCUCACAAUUCAUUUUGCAGUUGCAUGUAGACAGUAAGACAAAAGAAUAUCAUAUAUUUCAUUGUAGCAGUGCACACAGGUUCAGUCAGUUAUUGUAGAACCUCUAGUUUCCUUAUUGCCUACAUACACUAGACCUUACGUAGCAGGAUACAUCACAAAUGGUCGUAUGGAGGGAAAGUAUAUGCUAUGAUGCAGAAACUGUUGGCUCGUUCUUGUACAGCAACUCGAGCGUUAAAAAUGGUCCAAAUAGAUACCCUAGAACUGCCAAGCAUGCUGUAUUUUUUUCCUAGGAAGCAUGAAAUCUGACUAGUCUGGACUUAACUUGCACAACCAAUGCAGAACUAGUGCCUUUAUCCAUGUGAGGUAGAAAGCAAAUGAAUCUCUACUCACCCAGAGUAUUAUCUUAAAAGGGAAUCAUGAAAUUUCAUUUAUGCAUAACAACAUUGAGGAUUACUUGAAUUUUGCUCUUGUGUUAUGUGAUUUGUUUCAUAUGGUGCAUUUGUCAAUCUCAUUCAUAGCUUAAUGUUUGUUUUGUGCCUUAAACUUUCAUGUAAGCCUAACAUUAGACUUGUAUUCACUUAUGUAUUUAAACAUGUAUGGGAACUGUAGCUUUUUAUGAUGAUCUAUACUAUGCAGUAAACAGUGCAUUCCCAAAGCAGUGUGCUUUUACCUUGAACAUAUGAAGUAUUUUAUUGCAAAUUAUCAACGUACUUAUGGUUCUAUGUAGUCAUGAAUUUAUAUAUAAUGCCUAAUCUAUAUUGCUCACUUUUUACAGAGUUUUGCCACUUUUUGCAAGAUGUUAAAACAUUCGUAAUGGAAAAAAAACCUUAAAUAUUCAUAUAAUGGCAGCCGAUCUCUCUCCAGGUAUGGGCUUGGAAGGUUGUAUUGAGGCUUGGCGUUCAACAACAUUCUGCCAAAACUUGCCUUAGCCUACAGUAUUAAGGAAAUCUAUACAAAAAAUGUCUUACACACUGAUCUUUUUAUCGUCUUGCUCUUUAAAACAAACUUUUUCAAAAGAACUCAGGUUCUAGUAUGGCAACUAUAUAUAUUCUGUAAAUUUUUUACAAAUCUGUUAAUAAAAACUAUACACUUAAAGUAAUAA